UGAGUGAAAAAGGGGCGGGCUAAAUAUCUGAAGGGCUGAACAGGAAACUGGCAACAGGUGAGCAGGUGGGUGGAGGUCAGGUGACUGUGAUUUGAGGGGAGGAGUUACUGCAAGCAGAGAGAGGAGAGGGAGGUGACUGGCUCAAGAAGAAAAGUCAGAGGGAAUUCAGGAAGUGGACAUGUGGCUGGAGUAGAGAACAGAGAGACAAAAUGGGACACAACUAAUGUUCCAUGCUAACACUUCAGCAUAACUAACACACACUUCAACAGCCCAUUUAGUAUGAUUACCCAACACUUUAAUGGUUAAAUGGUCCAUGCUAACACUUUUGGCCGACCUGUUUUCAUGCUUACACCUUGGCAUAACAAACUAAAACAAUAAUCUCCCAUGCAAACAUUUAACUUGUGGUGCAAAAAAGAAUAACCAAAGCUUGCUUGUGUCCAUGUGGUAGUGGAGUGGAUUGUCCUGUAAAACACCAAGACAGUAGCUGCUUGAAGAACUAUCAGAAGCAAUACUUUUAUAUUUGCAUCAUGUUCUACAAUAAAAGCAACAUAUAGUGGAGAAGAGGUGAUAUCAUCCAAACUAAAGAAGGCAGCCAUCAACCACUGAUGUGUCGACUCUGCCAAUCGAGAGGAAAAGAAGAAGAAAAAGGCAGAUUGGAGGUGCUCUUUGGACAGUCCAGAAGAUAUUUUAUGGCUUUCUCUGUUGAAAUCUUCACUGAGUCACCUGGAAAGUUCCUGUGGACGUCCACAGUCAGGACAGACGGAGAGAUAGACGGACAGACAGGACAGUCAGUCAGUACUGAAGGGACUCUCUGCAUUUAUGGUUACCUGAAUGUCAGCGCUGCAGGCCAGAUGCCGGUGAUGGAGGAGCUUGUCAGUGAGAGUGACAGCAUGCCAAAGCGGAUGGCUCUGAUCUGCUUCCUGUCUCUGGUCAUGCUGAUGAGCAUCCUGGGAAACCUGCUGGUCAUGGUGGCCGUCUGCAAGGACAGACAACUCAGGAAAAUUAAGACCAACUACUUCAUCGUGUCCCUGGCGUUCGCUGACCUGCUGGUGUCGGUGCUGGUGAUGCCGUUCGGUGCCAUCGAGCUGGUCCACCAGCACUGGAUCUACGGCGAGACCUUCUGCCUGGUCCGGACCUCGCUGGACGUCCUGCUGACCACCGCGUCCAUACUGCACCUGUGCUGCAUCGCCCUGGACAGGUACUACGCUAUCUGCUGCCAACCGCUGGUCUACCGGAACAAGAUGACGCCCAUGCGAGUUGCUCUGAUGAUCGGCGGCUGCUGGGUUAUUCCCACCUUCAUCUCCUUCCUGCCCAUCAUGCAGGGCUGGAACAGCAUCGGCAUCGACCACCUGAUUGAGGAGAGGCGCCACAAUGAGGGCAGCAACUCCACGUCCUGUGUCUUCAUGGUGAACAAGCCAUACGCCCUCACCUGCUCUGUGGUGGCCUUCUACAUCCCUCUGGUGCUGAUGGUGCUGGCCUACCAGAGGAUCUACGUCACGGCCCGUGCACACGCCCUGCAGAUCAGCAUGCUGCAGCGGGCGGGAGGAGCAGGCUCCAGUGCACCGGGAACUUCCGGUGCCGGGGUCACAGACUCUGCUGACCAUCAGCGCAACCAUCGCAUGCGCACAGAGACUAAGGCAGCCAAGACUCUGUGCAUCAUUAUGGGCUGUUUCUGCCUCUGCUGGGCACCGUUCUUUGUCACCAACGUGGUGGACCCCUUUAUAGACUACACAGUGCCGGACCAGCUGUGGGCGGCCUGCCUGUGGCUGGGCUACAUCAACUCCAUGCUGAACCCCAUCCUCUACGCCUUCCUCAACAAGUCCUUCCGCCGUGCCUUCCUCAUCAUCCUGUGCUGUGGGAGGAAGAGGUACCGCAGGCCGUCCAUCCUGGGGUCCGGCGCUCCCUGCACCGCCACGCAGAUCAACGGCUCCACACAUGUACUCAAGUAA
Molecule: messenger RNA, 1949 nt
Organism: Centropristis striata (black sea bass)
Lineage: Eukaryota; Metazoa; Chordata; Actinopteri; Perciformes; Serranidae
Gene: htr4
Product: 5-hydroxytryptamine receptor 4
Exons: 7
Coding region: 606-1949 (447 amino acids)
Biological process (GO): chemical synaptic transmission; regulation of appetite; adenylate cyclase-activating adrenergic receptor signaling pathway
Cellular component (GO): plasma membrane
Molecular function (GO): G protein-coupled serotonin receptor activity
Source: RefSeq, a predicted model, not a curated record